CGGGGCACGCAUGCGCAGAGGCGCGAGCCUGCUGACAGAUUCUCGAAGGCGGCGGCGGCGGCGGCGGCCUUCGGCCGCGGGGAAUGGGAGUCUCAGGGCCCUGACUGAGCACCGCCCCCGCCUCCCUGCCGAGACAUGGCUCAGGAGAAGAUGGAGCUGGACCUGGAGCUGCCCGCGGGCACGGGCGCGAGCCCGGCGGAGGGCGGCGGCCCGGGCGGUGGGGGCCUGCGGAGGUCUAACAGCGCCCCCCUGAUCCACGGCCUCAGCGACUCCUCGCCGGUUUUCCAGGCCGAGGCGCCCAGCGCCAGGCGGAACAGCACGACGUUUCCGAGCCGCCACGGCCUGCUGCUCCCGGCCUCGCCGGUCCGCAUGCACAGCAGCCGCUUGCACCAGAUUAAGCAGGAGGAGGGCAUGGACCUCAUCAACCGGGAGACGGUCCACGAGCGCGAGGUGCAGACCGCAAUGCAGAUAAGCCACUCCUGGGAGGAAAGUUUCAGCCUGAGUGACAACGACGUGGAGAAAUCCGCCUCCCCGAAGCGCAUCGAUUUCAUUCCGGUGUCUCCAGCACCAUCGCCCACCCGGGGAAUUGGGAAGCAGUGUUUUUCACCGUCCUUGCAAAGUUUUGUGAGUAGCAACGGAUUGCCUCCAAGCCCUAUUCCCAGCCCAACCACCCGGUUUACCACCCGGAGAAGCCAGAGUCCCAUCAACUGCAUCAGACCAAGUGUUCUUGGACCAUUGAAAAGAAAAUGUGAAAUGGAAACUGAUUAUCAGCCAAAGAGAUUUUUCCAGGGCAUCACCAACAUGCUGUCUUCUGACGUUGCACAGCUGUCAGACCCCGGUGUGUGUGUGUCCUCCGAUACCCUGGAUGGAAACAGCAGCAGUGCCGGAUCUUCCUGUAACUCACCGGCGAAAGUCAGCACUACCACCGACUCUCCUGUGUCGCCGGCCCAAGCAGCCUCCCCCUUUAUUCCAGUAGAUGAACUUUCGUCUAAGUGAUUCAACAGUUUUGAACCCCUUCUCCCCCCAGUGGAGAGACAGAAUCAAGUUAGAGCAAGCACUGAACUUUGUCGAUUAAGUUGAGGCUGUUUCCUAUUUGACUCUUCCCCCUUUUUUUGGAAGUUCCUGAAAUGUUAUUCUAGAGAAUUACUAUGUCAGGUUCCUGCAGAUGCCCUUGAAUUCAGUGUAGUAAUAUUUUCGGACUUUUUAUCAAUAAGUGUGUUGAAGCAUACAUUUUACGCUGCUAAUAUGUCUAAAUACAUAUGUUAUCCCUUGAUUUUUUAAAUAA
This is a messenger RNA of Phodopus roborovskii (desert hamster), 1285 nucleotides long. It is a transcript of the gene Pabir1, whose product is annotated as PP2A Aalpha (PPP2R1A) and B55A (PPP2R2A) interacting phosphatase regulator 1. The record is from RefSeq and is a predicted model, not a curated record. The transcript has a single exon. Gene Ontology annotation, cellular component: nucleus; cytoplasm. Lineage: Eukaryota; Metazoa; Chordata; Mammalia; Rodentia; Cricetidae. Bases 136 to 996 code for a protein of 286 amino acids. Gene Ontology annotation, biological process: mitotic G2/M transition checkpoint. Gene Ontology annotation, molecular function: protein serine/threonine phosphatase inhibitor activity.